UAAAAAUCAGACUGAUUGUUCAUCUCGUAUUUGCAGUAUGCGAUCAGGAGUAGACAGGAUGAAAUCAGUAAACAGUAUUGUUUGAUUUAAUGCCGUUGUAAACAAUUCGAAGCUCUUAAACGUGUCUGAUUCUAAAUCGUAUUACUAUGAUUUUGUUGUUGCGUCAUUAUUUUCGUCCUCUUAAAAGUUCUUACCAAAGAUGUUUAGUUCAUUACAUUCAAGGACAAUCGCCAGAAUCUAAUGUGAGAGAAUAUUUUUAUUACAUUGAUCAUCAAGGAAUGCUAUUUCUAGAUGAUGCUCGCAUGAAAAAUUUCACGUCAUGUUUUAAAGAAAAAAAAUUUUUAACAUUUUUUUUCAAACGAAUGAAAAAGAAUGACACCGGCCGAUACAUGGAUGAUUUUCCAUAUCUGUCAUUAUGUGGAAAAGAACGUAAUUAUAUACGUUGUGAUGAUUUGCCUAUUGUGUUUACACAUGUGAUAGAUAAUAAAGAUAAUCAACAAGAAUUAUUAAGUUAUGGUUAUGCAGGAGAAUCUCUCGUAGUACCAUUUGAGCCUGAUAAAAUUUGUAUGAAUAUUCAAACAGGCAGAAUUUAUCAUCCAGCUCCAAUCAAAAUUGGAGGUGUUGGUUUGAUAAGAUCAAAACUUGCAAUAGAAUUUAGUUCUGCAUUUGAAUUCAAAAACGGAGAAGAUUCUGAUCCCACACAUUUUACUUGGAAAGGUACUCGUUACAAUCUUGAUACUCAAUGGUAUCGUGAAAAAAUAUCAUAAGAAAUAUUAUUUUCUUAAAUAAAAAAAAAACAAAUAAAAUUAAUGUGUAUAUAGACCAUUUUUGCUACAAUAAAGAUAUCUUUUUUCUUCAAGA
Messenger RNA from Chelonus insularis, 861 nucleotides. RefSeq names its product UPF0598 protein CG30010. The coding region runs from base 147 to 767 and encodes 206 amino acids. The transcript is spliced from 5 exons. Lineage: Eukaryota; Metazoa; Arthropoda; Insecta; Hymenoptera; Braconidae. The record is from RefSeq and is a predicted model, not a curated record.